Messenger RNA from Bipolaris zeicola 26-R-13, 288 nucleotides. RefSeq lists its product as uncharacterized. The transcript has a single exon. The coding region runs from base 1 to 288 and encodes 95 amino acids. The record is from RefSeq and is a predicted model, not a curated record. Lineage: Eukaryota; Fungi; Ascomycota; Dothideomycetes; Pleosporales; Pleosporaceae.
AUGCAUCCGGAUCGAGUGUUGCCGAGUCAGACAAACCAGUUUUACAGUGUUGCCAAUGGACGACAGACUUCAGGAUGCGAAUGCGACCUCAUGAACUAUCAAUUGCUACGGCGUCAGCGAAGCGCUAGACAGACGGGUUCUCCAAGUGUUUCUUGGGGUGGAGUAAAAGUUUUAGCCAACCUGGAGCCUCUACCUGUUCCCCUAGCGCGGAAGCAUACACCGGCGACAUUGACAGUUGGCACGGAAUGGCACCGCAAAAGGUCCACACGCACAUCCCCCGGUCGUUGA